CAAUCAAUCAAUGGCUGAACUCGUGAUUUCUGCUCUCCUCCCUCUGCUCCUUGAGAAGCUGGCCUCUGCAGCUUUGAAAAGAAUUGCUCGCGACAAGGGAGUUAAAGCUGAGAUCAACAAAUGGGAAAAGUCGUUAAAGCGGAUCGAAGGUGUGCUUGCUAAUGCUUCUCGGCAUGAGGACCCCGAUGAUCCUGUGAAACAAUGGCUCAAUGAUCUCCAGCAUCUGGCUUAUGACAUAGAUGACUUGCUCGAUGGUUGGGAGACCGAAGCCAGGCAGCGUGAGUUCACAGAUGACUCAGAAGCCAUCACUGUCAAGGUAAGAAAGCUAAUCACUCCAACUUGUUGCACAAAUUUCUCUCGGACUACUACGAUGCUUGCCGAGUUAGAUGAUAUUUCCACCAAAUUACAAGAUCUAGUUAUGGAGAGAGAUAAUCUUGGUUUGAUAGUAGAAAACGUAACUAGGCCAAGAAAUGUGAACAGAAGAUUACAAGGCUCUAUGGUCCAUGCACCUAGUAUUAUUGGACGGGAAAAGAAGAAAAAGGCGUUGGUCAAAGAGUUAUUGGCGGCCGAUAGUGAACCGUGUAAUCAAAACUUUAGCAUUGUCCCCAUAGUUGGUUUAGGCGGGGUUGGUAAAACAACUCUUGCUAGACUUCUGUAUAAUGAAAAAAAAGUCAACGAUCACUUCCAACUCAAGGCAUGGGUUUGUGUUUCGGAUGAGUUUAACAGCUUUGGUAUAAGCAAAGUUAUCUUUCAAUCUGUGGCAGGGAUACAUAAGAAAUUUGCAGAUCUAAAUCUGCUUCAAAUAGAGCUUAGCAAUCACCUAAGGGAGAAAAAAUUCUUAUUGGUAUUAGAUGACGUAUGGAGUGAAAAUUAUGAGGACUGGGAAACACUCGUAAGGCCAUUUCAUGUAUGUGCUCCUGGAAGUAGAAUCAUCAUGACAACACGGAAAGAGCAAUUGCUUAGAAAGUUGGGUUACAAUAAUCUCGACCAGUUAGAGUGUCUGCAACAUGAAGAUGCUCUGUCUUUAGUUGCUCACCAUGCAUUAGGUGUAAAUAACUUUCAUUCACAUUUGUCACUCGAACCAUAUGGUAGAGGUAUUGUGGAAAAAUGUGGUGGCUUACCCUUGGCUUUAAUAGCACUUGGGAGACUACUAAGGACAAAAAAGAAUGAAGAAGAGUAUUGGAAAGAAGUGUUAGAUAGUGAGAUAUGGACGUUAGAAGAUGGAGGUGGCGUCCUCGCCCUUAGACUAAGCUACAAUGAUCUUUCGCCACAUUUGAAGCACCUGUUUGCAUAUUGCUCCUUGUUCCCCAAGGGUUUCAGGUUUGACAAGGAUGAAUUGGUUGUAUUAUGGAUGGCAGAGGGGUUUCUAAACAAGUCAACUUCAAACAAACAAAUAGAACUCUUGGGUCAUGAUUACUUUGAUGAGUUAUUGUUAAGGUCAUUUUUUCAACAUGCACCCGAUAACAAAUCGUUGUUUGUGAUGCAUGAUUUGAUCAAUGACUUGGCAACAUCCAUUGCCGGUGAGUUUUUUGUAAGGUUUGACAACGAGACGGAGAAGCGUAUUCAAGAGAAAGCAUUGGAAAAGUAUCGCCAUAUGUCAUUCGUUCGUGAGGAAUAUGUAACUUACAAGAAGUUUGAUACAUUCAAAAGAUUUAAAAGUUCGAGAACAUUCUUAGCGCUGGAAAAAAGUUGCCAACGUUCAUUCUUACCUAAUAACAUUCUGGUUGACUUACUUCCUAAGUUACCAUUGUUGAGGGUUCUAAGCUUAAGCGAUUUUCAUAUAAGUGAGGUACCAGAGUCAAUUGGUACGUUGAGACACUUGAGGUAUCUAAAUCUAUCUCGAACUCAAAUCGAACAUUUACCGGAAAGUGUCUGCAAUCUCUAUAAUUUAGAGACAUUAAUUUUUUUUGGCUGUAGUAGAUUAACUGAGUUUCCAAAGAGCUUUUAUAAGCUUAAAAACCUUCGCCAUCUUGACAUCAGGGACACUCAGCGAUUGCAUCACAUGCCCUUAGGGAUUGGUGAGAUGAAAAGCCUACAAACUCUCACCAAGAUCAUUAUCGAAGGUGAAAGCGGCUUUGAAAUAACCGAAGUUAAAGAGUUAAAAAAUCUCUGUGGGAAAAUUUCCAUUGUGGGUUUGGACAAAGUGCAAAACGCAAUUCAUGCACGCCAGGCGAACUUUUCAAAGAAAAUGAUUACUGAGUUAGAGGUUGAAUGGAGUCAAAGGCGGGACGGUUCUCGAAACGAAAUGCUCGAAAAGGAGGUCAUGGAUGAGCUAAAGCCAUGUGACAAAUAUUUAAAAAAACUCAAAAUUGGGUCAUAUGGGGGAUUAGAGUUUCCAGUUUGGGUAGGAGAUCCCUCGUUUCAUCAAUUGAAACUUGUUUCAAUACGUGGCUGUAAAAAAUGUACCUCUCUACCACCACUUGGGCAACUACCGUCACUUAAGGAGUUGUUUAUUGACGGCUUGGAGGGGGUGACGGUUGUCGGUAAGGAGUUACUUGGGACUGGUCUUCCUUUCCCUUCACUUGAAAUUCUAUGUUUUAAAGAUAUGCCAGGGUGGGGGAAAUGGUCAACUGACAGUGGGGUUGUGUUUCCACGCCUUCGACAUCUUCGUAUAAGAAAUUGUCCUAAUUUGGUUGAAGUCUCACUUGAAGCACUACCUUCAUUGAAUCAUCUAGAAAUAAUUGAAUGUGAUAGUAGUGUGUUGAGAAAGGUGGUGAAAGUAGCUUCAUCAGUCAACAUCUUGAUGCUAAAACUUAUUACAGGGCUUGAUGAUGUGGUGUGGAGAGGUAUUACAGGAUAUCUUGGGAAAGUUGAAGAAUUAAUUAUACAAGAGUGUAAUGAAAUAAGAUACUUGUGGGAAUCAGAAGCACUUGCGGGUAAGGAUUUUGUGAAUUUAAGGAAAUUGAAAGUUGAUCGUUGUGAAAAAUUGUUGAGUUUAGGAGAGAAAGAGGAGGGCAAUUGUUGGGGCAACUUCCUAACAUCUCUUACAAAGUUGGAUGUAUGUAAUUGUGAGAAUAUGGUGAGUUGCCGUUGUCCGGUUAACAUUGAUACCUUGAUUGUAUAUAAAUGUCUCUCUAUGACAGCUAUCUCCUUACCAAAAGCAGACCAGAAGCUCAAGUCACUUUACAUUAGUGGUUGUAUAAAACUACCGGAAAGGGAGUGGAGGGGAGACAAGAUCAUGAACAACACAAGAAGCAUGCGAAUGCUUGACUAUAUAGAUAUAUAUGAUUGGCCAGAUCUGAGAUCAGUAACUGAACUGAAGGUCUUGGUUCACCUCACCACAUUGAAAUUAAUAAACUGUGGAAGUCUGGAGUCAUUUCCGACAAUGAGUUGUCCAAUUUAACCUUGUUGAAGUAUCUUCAUAUAACAGAUUGUCCAAGUAUGGAUGCUUCUUUUCCUAAUGGGGUUUGGCCUCCCAACUUGCACUCCUUAACAAUAGGGAAGCUGAAGAAGCCCAUCUCACAGUGGGGCACACAGAAUCUUCCAAAUUCAGUUGUUGAACUGUACUUACAUGGUGACGAUGGAGUGGUUAGUUCUUCACAAUUUGCUAAUUCUUUUCCUUCAUCUAUUACUCAUCUUGAAAUAAUUGCAUUUGAGAACUUGGAAUCAUUUUCAAUGGGACUCCAACGCCUCAACUCCCUCCAACAUCUCACCUGUCUCGAAUGCCCAAACCUGAUGGAUCUACCAAAAGCGUUGUUGCAUUCACUCUUGAGUUUAAAAGUGUUGGAUUGCCCAAAACUGGAAGAAAGAUGCAGUAAAAGAGGCAGUUACUGGCCCCACAUAUCCCGUAUCCCCUAUAUCAGAACACAACACGCUUGGAAUCAUGAAGUUGAUAUGAAGACAUAAAUGAUCUCAAAAGAGAGAUUGGGAUUCUUAGCAUGAGAUGAAUUAUGCAAAGCCUCAAACUCGGAAGUGGCACUAUAAAGGAACAUGUAUCAUCUGCCUUGUAAUGUUCAGUUGUGAUGGGAAGCAUUUUUCUAGAGGUUUGGCAAAAUUCAUAGCAGAAGCAAGUAGAACAGAACAUAUAACCACAACAAUGUACAGAAAAUGUUAGUUACUUCAAACAGAAAACAGUCCAUUUUUAUCUUAAUGUGAUAAUAUUAGGAGUAAGUAGAACACAAGUAGGCCUGGCAAUAAAAACCCAUUUUGGUUUUUUAGGUUA
Messenger RNA from Helianthus annuus (common sunflower), 4162 nucleotides. Its product is annotated as putative disease resistance RPP13-like protein 1. Gene Ontology annotation, biological process: defense response to other organism. Gene Ontology annotation, molecular function: ADP binding. Lineage: Eukaryota; Viridiplantae; Streptophyta; Magnoliopsida; Asterales; Asteraceae. The transcript has 3 exons. The coding region runs from base 11 to 3343 and encodes 1110 amino acids. The record is from RefSeq and is a predicted model, not a curated record.